GUCUACUUUGGCCCUUAGUAAACGUCAAUAUAUGCAUUUGAAGGGUUACGGCUGGUUCUGACAAGGUUUCACAAAGAAAAUGACCUCUACUGAGGAACCAUUGUGGAAUUCCUCCUCAUACGAUAGCUAUGACAAUGAACCUGAGCCAUGCAGCAAAGAUGGAGUGAGGAAUUUUGGGUCUUGGUUCCUUCCCACGUUUUUUUCCCUAGUGUUCCUGCUUGGCUUGGCAGGGAAUACCCUUGUUGUCUUGGUACUGUUCAAGUACAAGAGGCUGCGAGGCAUGAUGGAUAUCUAUCUGCUCAAUCUUGCUAUCUCUGACAUGCUAUUUGUCUUUGCUCUUCCUUUCUGGUCUUAUUUUGUGGCUGACGAGUGGGUGUUUGGAGAUGGCUGGUGUAAAUUUAUCUCUUGGGUCUACCAGAUUGGAUUCUUCAGCGGGAUUUUUUUUAUCAUGCUCAUGAGCGUAGAUCGGUAUCUUGCCAUUGUUCACGUUGUGUUCGCAUUGAAAGCAAGAACCGUCAGCUACGGCAGUCUUGCCAGUCUUGUUGUAUGGCUAGUGGCUAUCACAGCUUCUAUUCCAGAGCUGGUAUUUAGCAAAUCAGUUAGCUACUAUAAUCAUACCUCGUGCAAGCCAGCAUAUUCUAAGGACGACUUAACAUGGAAACUUUUUACCUCUUUGGAAAUCAAUAUUUUAGGACUUCUGAUACCAUUUGUUGUCAUGUUCUUUUGCUACGGAAAGAUAGUUAAGACCUUGCUGCACUGCAGAAAUGAAAAGAAGAAAAAGGCUGUGAAGAUGAUAUUUGCUGUUAUGAUUAUGUUUUUUGUGUUCUGGACCCCUUAUAACACUGUACUAUUCCUACAAUUUUUGGAUGCAGUGGGCAUUUUUGGAGGAUGCCUGUCGAGCAACAACCUGGACUAUGCAUCUCAGGUGACUCAAACUCUAGCAUUUUUUCAUUGCUGCCUCAAUCCAGUUAUCUACUUCUUUAUGGGACAAAAAUUCAAGAAAUACAUCAAACUGUUCUUUAGGAACUGUGUUUUUUCAAAAAUAUUUUGCAAACCUUGUGGACUCUCUGACACUUUAUCCUCUGAGUCAUCAGGUUCACUCUACACUCAAUCCACAAGUGAUAAAGAGGCCCUUUGAAGAGGCUGCCAUUGUCUCAUGUGAGAUCAGGCCAAAGUGUGAUAUCUUAUACAUCCAAACAAUAUGUCUGCGUUGUUGGAAACCGGAGGCUAUAUACUGACAAGCACAUCCCAUACUUAAAGCUUUAGACAUGGAAAAGUAAAAGGGAACAACAGGAGCCAACUUUGGAAAAACAUUAAAAUAUAUUUUGCAUUGAGUACUGCAGUUACGUAGAGUUCCAAGUUUACCAUUUUACCCCAUGUCAGCUCUGUGGCAGCUUAAAAACGUGCUAAUAUUUUUAUCAUUUUAUAAGUUUCUAUUCUGAUCACCACAUGAGAUCUGCUUGUUGUCCUUUCUUGUGAUUUUUCUUCCUCUUUCAGAGACAGGACACCUCUUCAGAGAUAUACUAUACUAUAUGGUUUUUAGUUAUAUUACUAUAUUAGUUAUGUUAUUUCUAAAUGUUAUCUGAACUGGUCUGUAUCUCAAGUCUGACUGCAUAGUUUAAAGUUAUUUCAUUUUCCCAAGUUGUAUCUGUAAACUGUUGGCUUAUUCAUACCUCUCAACUGCCCAAAAUUUGGGCUGCAUUCUUUUGCAUGGGUAUAUGAUUACAUGGAAGCUUGGUUGAAAUAAAAAAAAAGUUCUAUACACACAUACAAUCAAGCAGGAUUCCAACCUGGGACUUCAUACAAAUAGGGCCAUAGUUCACAAGGUAGGGCUGCCAUGUUUCCAGGUUAGGCUUCAAAGCGAUUAAUUUAGAAUUGGCAGAAGACCCUUUCUCCAUAGGCAUAGUUUGACUCUGUACAUGAGAACUG
This is a messenger RNA of Rhineura floridana, 1929 nucleotides long. RefSeq names its product C-C motif chemokine receptor 4 (gene CCR4). The record is from RefSeq and is a predicted model, not a curated record. NCBI's taxonomy places the organism in Eukaryota, Metazoa, Chordata, Lepidosauria, Squamata, Rhineuridae. Gene Ontology annotation, biological process: G protein-coupled receptor signaling pathway; inflammatory response; chemotaxis. Gene Ontology annotation, cellular component: membrane. Bases 80 to 1138 code for a protein of 352 amino acids. Gene Ontology annotation, molecular function: C-C chemokine receptor activity. The transcript has 2 exons.